Hordeum vulgare subsp. vulgare (domesticated barley) is the source of this 1267-nucleotide messenger RNA. RefSeq lists its product as uncharacterized. Lineage: Eukaryota; Viridiplantae; Streptophyta; Magnoliopsida; Poales; Poaceae. The coding region runs from base 73 to 1065 and encodes 330 amino acids. The transcript has 2 exons. The record is from RefSeq and is a predicted model, not a curated record.
AACACACUGGGCUUAGCUAGCUAUAGCAGCCACACACACACACACUUACUCGGCAAGCUCUCUUUGAGCACGAUGGUGAGGGCAUCGUCCAUGUCCAUGGGUGUGGUCGCCGCGGCGGCGGUGCUGGUGUUCCUGUGCGCCACCGUCGUGCCGGCCGCCGCCCAGGGCAAGAAGGGGCUGCCGAAGAACUCCCUCGUGAUCCACCCGGGGCGGUCCGGGAAGAGGAACCAGGUGCUCACCUGCGACGACACCAAGGACGGGAAGCGCCCCUGCGUGGCCACCUGCGACAAGCGCUGCCCCAACGAGUGCGUCGUCCUCUGCCCAGGCUGCAAGACCUACUGCAUGUGCGACUUCUACCCCGGCGUGUCCUGCGGUGACCCGCGCUUCACGGGCGCCGACGGCAACAACUUCUACUUCCACGGCAAGAAGGAUCAGGACUUCUGCAUUGUCUCCGACGCCGACCUCCACAUCAACGCCCACUUCAUCGGCAAGCGCAACCCUGCCAUGAGCCGCGACUUCACCUGGAUCCAGGCCCUCGGCAUCCGCUUCGCCGACCAUCGCCUCUACAUGGCCGCCCAGAAGACCGUCAAGUGGGAAAGCAAUGUCGACCGCCUUGAGCUGGCCUUCGAUGGCAUGCCCAUCGACAUCCCAGCCGUCAUCGACGCCCAGUGGCAGUCCACCACCGUGCCCGCGCUGACCAUCACAAGGAGCGCCGCAACCAACGGCAUCAGGGUCCAGCUCAAGGGAGUGUUCGACAUCCUGGCCAACGUGGUGCCCAUCACACAGAAGGACUCCCGCAUCCACAACUACGGCAUGACCGACGACGAUAGCCUCGCCCACUUCGACAUCGGGUUCAAGUUCCACGGCCUCACCGACGACGUCCACGGUGUUCUCGGCCAGACCUACCGCACCGAUUACGUCAACAAGCUCAGUGUGAGCACCAACAUGCCAAUUAUGGGCGGCACUUCUACCUACGUGACCUCCGAUAUCUUCUCCACCGACUGCAAGGUCGCCCGGUUUGGUCGCUCUUCAGGAAUCUCCAUGGUCACUGGCAUGGCCACUUAAGCACCAUGCCUCGAUGGCUAAGCUCGAAGCUAGUGUCUUAACUUGACAUUCUAGAGUUAGCCAAGGAAUAAGCAACACCUAUCUGGGACAGGUUGUGGUAACACCAUGAUACGCACGAUCAUGUCAUCUUAAUUCUUCACACGUAAGCAUGGUUUGUUCAAUUGAUUAUCAUAUGGAAUAAAAGAGAUUUCAGAAGACAAAA